CACUUUCACCGGAAAGAAGGAGGAACUGCUUUUAUUAUCGCCUGAGAGCUGCUGUAAUGGCGGUGUCUCGACGUUCAUCGCAGCAGCAACAACAGCAAAAUACUUUACAGUCUCCGCCGAGAAACGGCUCUCUUUCUGGCGCUCCUCCGGGCUCUCCGCCGAUGGCUUUGCUGACCUCGGCCGUCGGACCUUCGGAGAAUGAGAGGGAGUGCAGCGGAGGGAUUGAAAUGGCUUUGGCCUCCCCAGACCUACCAGCCCCGGCCUUAGCGAGCAGUGCGAGCUCCACCACGACAACCUCUGGCGGAGGUAGCAGCAGCGUUUCGAGCCCUGGCUCUGGAGCUGCCAGUCCCACCGACGGCAGCAGCGGCAUCGGUGGGGCGUUCAGGGAGUUGUUCGAGGCCUGUCGUAAUGGAGACGUAUCCAGAGUAAAGAGACUUGUGGAUUCGGUGAAUGUAAACGCGAAGGACAUGGCUGGUCGAAAAUCAACCCCCCUUCAUUUCGCUGCGGGCUUUGGUAGAAAAGAUGUUGUGGAGCACCUUCUGCAGACUGGGGCCAAUGUUCACGCUAGGGAUGAUGGAGGUCUCAUCCCCCUGCAUAAUGCCUGCUCUUUUGGACACGCAGAAGUCGUCAGCCUCCUCUUGUGUCAAGGCGCAGAUCCAAAUGCCAGAGACAACUGGAACUACACUCCGUUACAUGAGGCUGCCAUCAAGGGAAAGAUAGAUGUGUGCAUUGUGUUACUGCAACACGGAGCUGAUCCUAACAUCCGCAACACCGAUGGCAAGUCUGCUCUGGAUCUGGCUGACCCUUCAGCUAAGGCGGUUCUCACUGGUGAAUACAAGAAGGAUGAACUUUUGGAAGCAGCAAGGAGUGGAAAUGAAGAAAAACUGAUGGCACUGCUGACUCCAUUAAAUGUCAACUGUCACGCCAGCGAUGGUCGCAAGUCAACAUCACAAAAAAUGCUGUCUACACCGCUGCACCUGGCUGCUGGGUACAACCGGGUCCGCAUCGUUCAGCUCCUCCUUCAGCAUGGGGCUGAUGUUCACGCCAAGGACAAAGGUGGUCUGGUUCCUCUUCACAACGCCUGCUCCUACGGUCACUACGAGGUCACCGAGCUUCUGCUUAAACAUGGAGCCUGUGUGAAUGCCAUGGACCUGUGGCAGUUCACUCCCCUCCACGAGGCAGCAUCCAAGAACCGAGUGGAGGUUUGUUCCUUGCUGCUAAGCCACGGGGCUGACCCCACCCUCCUAAACUGCCACAGCAAGAGUGCUGUGGACAUGGCUCCGACUCCAGAGCUGAAAGAAAGGCUUACCUAUGAGUUCAAAGGUCACUCAUUGCUGCAGGCAGCCAGGGAGGCGGACGUGGCCAAAGUGAAGAAGACGCUGGCUCUGGAAAUUAUCAGCUUCAAACAUCCUCAGACCAACGAAACAGCUCUGCACUGUGCUGUGGCUUCACCCCACCCUAAGAGAAAGCAGGUGACCGAGUUGUUGCUGCGUAAAGGUGCCAACAUCAAUGAGAAGAACAAAGACUUCAUGACCCCGUUGCACGUCGCUGCCGAGAGAGCUCACAAUGAUAUCCUUGAGGUGCUGCAGAAACAUGGAGCAAAGGUCAAUGCUGUGGACACUCUGGGUCAGACAGCUCUUCAUAGAGCGGCGCUGGCUGGUCACAUCCAGACCUGCAAGCUGCUGCUGAGUUACGGGGCCGACCCCUCCAUUGUGUCUCUGCAGGGCUUCACCGCUGCUCAGAUGGGCAACGAAGCUGUGCAACAGAUCCUCAACGAAAAUGUUCCCACACGUAACUCUGACGUGGACUACAGGUUUCUGGAGGCGGCCAAAGCAGGAGAUCUGGAUACAGUGCAACAACUUUGCACCCCCCAGAACGUAAACUGUCGGGACUUGGAGGGGCGCCACUCCACUCCUCUGCACUUUGCGGCCGGUUACAAUCGAGUGGCUGUUGUUGAAUACCUGCUACACCAUGGAGCUGACGUUCACGCCAAAGACAAGGGUGGUCUUGUUCCCCUCCACAAUGCGUGCUCCUAUGGUCACUAUGAAGUGGCCGAGUUGCUGGUCAGACAUGGAGCUUCAGUGAACGUGGCCGACCUUUGGAAGUUCACCCCUCUUCACGAGGCUGCGGCCAAAGGAAAAUAUGAAAUCUGCAAACUGCUACUCAAACAUGGAGCCGACCCAAGCAAGAAGAACCGUGAUGGCAACAUGCCGCUGGACAUGGUGAAAGAUGGGGACACGGACAUCCAGGACCUGCUGAGGGGCGAUGCCGCCCUGCUGGAUGCUGCCAAGAAGGGCUGCCUGGCCCGGGUCCAGAAGCUCUGCUCCCCGGAGAAUAUCAACUGCAGAGACACACAGGGGCGCAACUCCACACCGCUUCACCUCGCAGCUGGCUACAACAACCUUGAAGUGGCGGAGUAUCUAUUAGAACACGGGGCCGACGUCAACGCACAGGACAAAGGAGGCCUUAUCCCUCUUCAUAAUGCUGCCUCUUACGGGCAUGUGGAUAUUGCAGCCCUUCUGAUCAAAUACAACACGUGUGUGAAUGCCACAGACAAAUGGGCGUUCACACCCCUCCAUGAAGCAGCUCAGAAGGGUCGCACACAGCUCUGUGCGUUGCUGCUGGCUCAUGGAGCCGACCCCACCAUGAAGAACCAGGAGGGGCAGACUGCUCUGGAUCUGGCUACGGCUGAUGACAUCCGAGCCCUGCUGAUGGAUGCCAUGCCACCGGAUGCCCUGCCCAGCUGCUUUAAGCCUCAGGCCACAGUGGUCAGCGCCUCUGUCAUCUCCCCUGCCUCCACGCCUUCUUGUCUCUCAGCUGCCAGCAGCAUAGACAACCUUGCCGGGCCCCUCACUGAGCUGGCUGCUGCCGCUGCUACAGGGUCCUCCGGGGUGGCAGAUGGAGCCACUGGCACUGACCGCAAGGAAGGGGAAAUGGCAAUGCUGGACAUGAACAUAAGUCAAUUCCUGAAGAGUCUGGGCCUGGAGCACCUCAGGGACAUCUUUGAGAGAGAGCAGAUCACACUGGAUGUGCUGGCUGACAUGGGCCAUGAGGAGCUGAAGGAGAUCGGGAUUAAUGCAUAUGGCCACCGACACAAGCUCAUCAAGGGAGUUGAGAGGCUGCUGGGUGGCCAACAAGGUGGCAACCCAUACCUGACAUUCCACUGUGCCAGCCAGGGAACCAUUCUUAUAGACCUCGCCCCAGAAGACAAGGAGUACCAGUCAGUGGAGGAGGAGAUGCAGAGCACCAUCAGAGAGCACAGAGAUGGAGGCAAUGCUGGUGGUGUCUUCAGCAGAUACAACAUCAUUAAGAUUCAAAAGGUGGUAAACAAGAAGCUGAGGGAACGUUACACCCACAGGCAGAAGGAGAUCGCAGAUGAGAACCACAACCAUCACAAUGAGCGGAUGUUGUUUCACGGCUCCCCGUUUAUCAAUGCCAUCAUUCACAAAGGCUUUGAUGAGCGUCACGCCUACAUAGGAGGGAUGUUUGGAGCAGGUAUCUAUUUUGCAGAGAACUCCUCAAAAAGCAAUCAAUACGUCUACGGCAUCGGUGGAGGCACUGGCUGCCCAACACACAAAGACCGAUCCUGCUACCUGUGCCACAGGCAAAUGCUUUUCUGCCGAGUGACUUUGGGGAAGUCGUUCCUACAGUUCAGUGCCAUGAAGAUGGCUCACGCUCCCCCAGGACAUCAUUCAGUAAUCGGGCGGCCCAGCGUUAACGGCCUAGCUUACGCCGAGUACGUCAUCUACAGAGGAGAGCAGGCCUACCCAGAGUACCUCAUCACCUACCAGAUCCUUAAGCCUGAGAGCGCAGGGCAGUCUGCAGCAGGAGCCGAGCAGAAGUCGUAGUUACUUCAUGUUACACAAACUCACACAAAGACUCGAUGCUUGCUUCUUUUUUCCCCCAUUUGUAUUGCAAAUGCCUAAACACCGUUUUUAUUUACCAAACACAUUUCCAGUUUUCUGUCCAGUAGAGCCCAUGGUGACCAGUGCUUCAUGAGCAGAUAUGCUGUAAUACUCCUCAUGGUGAUUUUCUUUUAGUUUUUUUCCUUUUUUCUGUUUUGGACUCGGCUGCAUGAUUUUACAGAAGCAUGUAAAGCCCAAUAGCGUGUGUGGGUUAGUUUUUUGUUUUCAAUAUGUCUCCCCUCCUCACCAGUGAGAAGGAUGCCUGUAGAGACUUUGAAGUUUCAGCAUUAACAGUUUGCCACUCUCUGUCGCCUCAUACCUUGUGACUGUGGAGAAUCAGCAGCAGCCGCCUUCGCCUCACCUCUACUCACACUUGCUGUCGAAACCUGAAACCUGUGGACUACUACAACCCUGUCGUGUUUGGGGUUCAAGACUGUAUAGAAUGGUCUGUGGUUAACUGUGACUUUAAUGCUAACCUAUAACACUACCAUACAUGUAACAGGUUGUCAUUGCUAUACUGUAAUGCUGACGUUCCAAACUUUGAACCCGAGAACACUACAAAGACUGAACUGCAAUGUUUAACGGUGGCUUUAUUUAGGGUUGGGCACGAUUGGUUGAGAAAGGGCGUCACAGAGUUUGGGACUGUUUGGGAUAUUACAGUACUGAUUUGCUGGUCAGUGCAAGGCAUCAUAACUACGCAGCUAAAUGUGUUUGUGUUGCCUUACAAGUGGACAUCCUACAGCCAGUGAGCUCAAAGCACCCUUUCUGUCGCCAUGGUUUUACUCACAGACAUCACAUCCAUAUGGAUUUGCACUUUUACGUAGAAAACUAUUUAAGUUAUUUUGAAAUUUAACUUGCAAGUUUGCGGAGGAAAAAUAUUUGUACAGGUUGUGUAAAUGUUUGUGUAUAACUGUUGCUGUUUAACAAUUUUUUUUGAGUUAAACUGUAAAUGACAUCUGUAUUUUUCCUUUAAUGCCUUCUGAUUCUCCUAUACCUUUUUUGUUUUUUGUUUUUUUAAUAAAUGUCCCAUUAACAGCU
This is a messenger RNA of Maylandia zebra (zebra mbuna), 4943 nucleotides long. Its product is annotated as poly [ADP-ribose] polymerase tankyrase-1. Gene Ontology annotation, molecular function: protein binding; NAD+ poly-ADP-ribosyltransferase activity. NCBI's taxonomy places the organism in Eukaryota, Metazoa, Chordata, Actinopteri, Cichliformes, Cichlidae. Gene Ontology annotation, cellular component: cilium; T-tubule. The record is from RefSeq and is a predicted model, not a curated record. Gene Ontology annotation, biological process: regulation of cardiac muscle contraction; protein localization to T-tubule; protein localization to ciliary inversin compartment.